Messenger RNA from Aethina tumida (small hive beetle), 4209 nucleotides. Its product is annotated as putative histone-lysine N-methyltransferase 1. The record is from RefSeq and is a predicted model, not a curated record. Bases 310 to 4029 code for a protein of 1239 amino acids. NCBI's taxonomy places the organism in Eukaryota, Metazoa, Arthropoda, Insecta, Coleoptera, Nitidulidae. The transcript has 3 exons.
CGCCCAUUGUAAAAUGCGGCGAGUGUGAGGAAAGAGCAUCGGCACCACAAUCGGCCGCUCCGCAAGACGGUACCGAAAACGUACCGCACGAUCAGUACCAUCGCAAAUCGCUGCCGACGCACCAUCAUCUACAAUCAAGGACUUGACGCGCGUUAAUUUUUUUUUUGUUGUUGGUGUGACAGUGCGCGUGAGGUCGGAUACGACUCUUGGGGGGUGGUGCUGAGUUAGUGGGUGAAAAUAGGUACCGGACAAAGUAUCUGUCAGAAUGGGCCUACGGAUGUUGUGCAGGAGGCGCAGGAGGCCCUCUGGAUGGUCGAGGAGGGCAUGUCGAAGGCGCAAGUCCAAAGAAAAAGACGACAUGAAAAAGAGGCCUGCAUCAACAACCUGCGUCUGAGCGCCCAGGCGACCAAACGUCACGGACGUCCGCCCGAAGCCGGAGCCGGCGGCACCUACACCAAGCGUCCGAAGGACAAGAGCGCACGCGGCAGCCUCGAGAACGUCUCCAGCAAUCCGUGGGGCGAGCACCGCGUCGAGGAGGCCUCCAGCUUGAGACGGAGCCGCAGCUUGGCCAUAUCCAGGGAGACUAUAUACACACAGAGGCAGGAGGAGAGCGGGAGGCACAGGAGGAGCCAGCUAAUCCCUCGGGCCAAGCUUAUUGAUAGGUCCCUGAUUAGGGAGCAGCACAGAUACAAGGGCGCCAGUGUUGAUAACCUAGACUCGCCAGAUAGACGGGUCAGACGAAAAUCCAGUCUAGCCACCGACUAUACGGACUGUGGGGUGCAAAGAUCUCAACAAACGAGAUCGAGGCAAUCCAGGAGGACGCUGCGGGAGGAGGAGAUUUACUCCUACGCGUCACUGAACGAAAUCAACGGCGUUCGUAUCGAACAGGAAAGUGCUAAAGCCACAACGCAAACGAAGGCCCGGAUCAAUGUCAACCGCAGAGCAUCUUACGAGGAUUUAAUCGGGUUAUCUCUUCCUCAUUACUAUCCGGACUCGAAGUGUGACACGGAUAUUACGGACAAUAUAUCGAUUAACGAUAACACCUCGUACGCGUCUUUGGAUAACAACAACAACUUGCUGAAGUCGACGCCCAAUCUUAGUCAGAAGUGUUCAAGCACAGGUAACAUCUCCAAUAUUAACCUUAACUGGGAGGUUAAUGAGCACGAAAGCAUUUCGUACGACGAAAAUAUAUUCUUGAGCACGAAGAAGUGUUACUCCAACGAAGGCCACUACGCCAAACCCAGAACCAUAAGGGGGCCGACGCCUUAUCACGAAAACUACACCUACAAUAAACGCAGGGACUCAAUUUACAAAGCUCAAUACGAGAAACCACCAGACAAACACGAGGAGGAGGAAAUAGACUGUUUAGAAACUGAAACCGACACCAACUUCGACGAAAUAUUAUACAGUGACACAGCUAAAGUCUUAGAGAUACACGAGGGGGACAAUUACUCUAAAGGUACAACUCUGUGCAGCUACUCCAACAUCGAGGACAACCCCGUAUACGAAUCUAAUAAUAAAGGCAGCACGAAAGUUACAACGCCAACUUCUGAUACUUCAGAACAAAAAACAAUAUCCAGAGAAACUCCAGAUCAAAUUAAAACGCUUAUAGAAGUUGCUGCGAGUGAUGAAACACCCAACCCCGAACAAUAUAAAACAAUCGUCGCGGUAGACACAGAAAACAGCGAGAACUGCGAGGAGGAUAGUAAAUCCAGUAAAUCGAAACAGCACAGUCACAAUUACCUGAGGGAAUUCCUUGAGACGCAGAAAGGCUCCAAGAAACCCCUGCAGAAUUUUAUAUCGAAAAAACUGUCGAAUCUCUCGAGGAGGAACACGAAGGAUAAUAACAGACUGACGGACAAUCAGUUCCAUUCAUUGCCCGACAUAAGUGCGAGUGAGAACUUGAAGAGGUGCGAGAAAAUAGACCGGAAACUCAGGAGGUGCGAGAAAACGACGGUGGUGAAAAACGCGGACGUCUCUAAAGAAAAUCGAUUUAUUGUUAACAUCGGUAGGCACUUUGAUAUAACCGCCAACUCCAACAUACCGGUGGACUUUGAGCUGAAGAUUGCUAAGGUGUCGAAGAAAACUAAAAACAACAAGAAAAACACGCUCAAGAAGGAGAAGUCCGACGAACAAUUAAUUGAGGCUGUUAAAAACUUGAAGCAGACUUUGAGUGCCAGCUCUAUGAGCUUAGACGACAACUACUACAGGAAGCCGGAGAUAGUGGAAGUCACUGCCAAAAACAAUUCACAGAUUAACCUAAGGAACUUGGACAAAGACUUCGAAAUGGACAAAAAGGAGUGCACCAAAGAGUAUCAAGAAAAAGUUGACACCAUGAGGAACUACUGGGGUAAACUGGUGGAACCCACCAACGAACCAGUUGAGCAAGAACCAGUUAAAUGUAAAAUUGUGGAUCUGCAAACGAAAGUGGAGGACGUGAAAAAGAAGUUUGAGCCAAAGGAAGAGAAGGAGGAGGAGAAGCCUGUUAAUAAAGUAAAGCUGGUUAAGCAGAUGUUUGAGGUCAAACCCCCCGUGGAGAAAACUGAAAAAUUAUCUCCUAUUAUUAAGGAAACAUGCAGCUACUUCGAGAAGUCCACCAAAGUCCCCUACUUUGACUCCCACAACCAAUUGCAAAGCCUGAACCCAAACAUAGUGGAAAUCAUCAACAAAGAAGAUAAGAAGGAGGUAACCACCAACGAAACAAGCACGAAAUCAGAGAGUGUGACUAAAGAAAGAGACGAAAAGCCAAAGAAGCUCAUCUUCAAACGUUCAGGCAAACCUGUGUCAAAGUCUAAUAGCAUAGCUUAUCCAGAGUUCGACUACGUGCGAUACCGAGUGGUGAAAUCCGACCUGUUCCAGAAGAAAAUAUUCGCCAACUGCGACAAAGAAACACAGUUCGACGACCUGAUGCAGUACCUUCAGGACUACAGUUUCCAGGAGCUUCUAAUAGACAAUAAUAUUGUUAUUAUUGAACCGAUUAGAAGCAAAGUACAGUACGACCCUCGCAAACCGCCCAAGAUAUCAUCGCAGAACGUCACACCAUUAUUGAAAAAGAGUGAUAAUGAGAAUGACAGCAAUUCACUGAGGAAGCACUUCUUCUAUCACCCCAUACGGGUGAACAAAGAAGUAAACGACGACGAACUACCGAAUCCGGACACGGUGAGGCAGGCCAGGCAGUUCUUCGAAGGGGGGCUGAAACGGUCGCAAAGUAAUAUCGAUGUGGAGGCCACGUCUAAGGAGAAAUGCAACAAAGAUAAUGAUCCGGAUAAGGACCACUGUUCCGCCACCGACUCCAACUCUAACCCCUCGAACAUCUCGGACUUUGGUAGUCAGGAGAACAUAUUCGAAGGGAUUGAUGAGAGCGACAACUGCUACGAGCAGCAGUUCGUCAGCGAGGACAUCCUGGAGAAAAUCAGAGAGCACGGCUCCACCGUCACUUACUACGGCGGCCGAGUUUUGAAGCAGGAAAGCAGCCAGCCCAUUUUAACCAAAGUCAUCAUGGAGGAGAUCAAGAACAACCAAAGCAAGUUCAGCGACUGUAACUGCAAGAACACCCAAACCGACAAUCAGGGCGUCAAAUACAAGCUGGUCAAGUCAAACAGUUGCAGCAGUCGACUCGAAUUAGUAGGCACUAAUAAUUUGAUGGAGUCCAGGAAGAAGUUCAUUGCCAAGCACAAAAAGCUCCUCAACGAAAGGAACUUGAAGAACGAGAAGAACGCCUGCAUCAAAGAGGAAAUGAACGAGAACGAGCAAAGUAUUCAGAAUCCAACCGUGACAGAAAAGAACGCCAUUAAUGAAAGCAUCAAGAAGAAGUCGUUUGGCAGCCAACCAAAGAUUAUAGGGGAGGAGAUGAAGAAGGACAACAAGAUGACCCAGUGGGGUGACGUCAAAAAGGAGACAAUUUAUUCGACCAUAACUUAUAGUGAUAAAUCAAGCCAGAAGAAGCUUUAUGAAUUCCAUAACUACGACAGGAUUAAAACCAAAACUAACAAGCAAGAAAUGGAGUUUGAACAAUAUGAAGUAGCAUGAACAUCGAAUAUUUUUAAUAAAUAGUCAGUAAUUUAGUCAGUUAAUUAAGGAUUAAGCUGAUUUGUGAUUAGAUUAGGUUUACAAGUUGUCUGUAAAUUAUUGUAAAAUAGAAUUAUUUGAAUAUUUAAGGUACUGGGAGAAGUAAUUUUGCUUUAAUAGUGAUAUUUGUAACUACUCGAA